Penicillium brevicompactum is the source of this 636-nucleotide messenger RNA. RefSeq names its product putative nuclear distribution protein RO10. Gene Ontology annotation, cellular component: dynactin complex. Gene Ontology annotation, biological process: cytoskeleton-dependent cytokinesis. The transcript is spliced from 2 exons. Bases 1 to 636 code for a protein of 211 amino acids. The record is from RefSeq and is a predicted model, not a curated record. Lineage: Eukaryota; Fungi; Ascomycota; Eurotiomycetes; Eurotiales; Aspergillaceae.
AUGACCACCGAAAGCGACACCGUGGCCGGAGCCACCAUUGAGCUCCUCGAGGCGCGCCUCCGCCGCCUAACCUACCUCCUCACCGGCGCCACCGACUGGACCGGCGUCCCCACCACACCAGAGAAGCCCACGACCCUCGACGAAACCGUCACUCGCCGUCUCGCCAGUCUAGAAGCCGAGCUCGAAAAACUCAGUCGAGCCGUCCCCGCCGCCCGAGACAUUCUCCAGCUCCACCACCGCAAUCCAGACCUCUUCCAAACAACACCACCACACGAAAUCCCACAAGGCCUCACACCCCAAACUCUCGCCUCUAUAGUGCUAUCCUAUGCCACCGCAUUCCCUGAAACCGCCUCCCGCCUCACCUCUCUCAACGACCUCCCCGUACCAGACGCCGUGAGCUCCGCCUCGCUCAUCGAGCUCCAGCCUCAGCUUGAUCGUCUUGCGCAGGUGCAGACAGCACAGGCUGCUGAGAUAUCCGAGCUGAGGGUGCGUACGGCUAGUGUUUUACAGCGGUGGUAUGAGGUUGGAUUAGUGGGGAGUGGGGAGGUUUGGGCUGAGUGGGAAGGGAGACUCGAGGAUGUGGAGAGGGAAACGCGUAGGAAAGAGGUUAUUGUACAGCAGCGAGAGGAGGUUUGA